Messenger RNA from Bacidia gigantensis, 1170 nucleotides. RefSeq lists its product as uncharacterized. The transcript is spliced from 6 exons. Gene Ontology annotation, molecular function: oxidoreductase activity, acting on CH-OH group of donors; flavin adenine dinucleotide binding. The record is from RefSeq and is a predicted model, not a curated record. Gene Ontology annotation, biological process: secondary metabolite biosynthetic process. Lineage: Eukaryota; Fungi; Ascomycota; Lecanoromycetes; Lecanorales; Ramalinaceae. The coding region runs from base 1 to 1170 and encodes 389 amino acids.
AUGCUGGGCUUCAAGAGCAUACCCGGCUUCAAUAGCGGCCAGCUGAUUGGCUUCUCGGAAUUCACACUGAGCAUCGAUCCAGAAGCUGCAACGCGGAGCUCGUCGGAGACCUCCUUCUUGCAGGACACAUUGGACAGGCCGAAUUUGCUGGUGCAUCAGAGAUCGCUUGCAAAGUCGCUGGUUUUUAAUAACACGACGACUGCCACAAGCGUCCUUCUGGACACGUUCGGCAAAACCUACUCGCUCUCCGCGAGAAGGGAAGUCAUCCUUGCUGCCGGUGUCUUUCGUACUCCGCAACUUCUGUUAGCCAGCGGUAUCGGUUCAGCAGCGACGCUAGAAAAGCUCGGUGUACCUCUGCGGACCGACUUGCCAGGUGUAGGGCAGAAUUUGCAUGAUCAGCCAUUCUUUAGUGUUUCAUAUCGAGUCAACGUGACGACGAACUCGGAGCUUACGACGAACCAAAGUGCUGCAGCGAAAGCUGCCAACGAUUAUCUCACACGCCAAAGUGGUCGACUCAGUAGCGGUUGGGAGAAAUUACCAGAAAGCUAUCGAGUCAACUUCACCAAGAGUGCUCGCACUGAGCUUGCCCAAUUCCCUUCCCACUGGCCAGAAAUCGAGGUUGUACCAUCGGCUGCCAUAACAAUACCUGUCACAGAUCAAGCGCAAUAUGCAUCUAUACAAGUUGCUAUCAGCUCCACGACUUCUGUUGGCACUGUCACUAUUAAUACUACCGACCUCAGCAAGAAUCCCAUCAAAGAUCCGAAAUGGCUGUCAACGGAGACAGACCAACAAGUGGCGGUGCAGACCCUCAAGAGGGCAAGGGAGAUUGGUCAGGCAACUGGUGUGGUGAUGGGAGAUGAAUACGCACCUGGUCCAGCUGUGAAGACCGAUGCGGAUAUCCUUGCAUAUAUCAAGAAGACCAUGACGACGUUUCAUCAUGCUGUCGGCACCUGCAAGAUGGGUAAAGCCGAAGAUAGCAGUGCUGUAGUCAACACCAAAGGCCUUGUGAAAGGAGUGGAGAAGCUACGCAUCGUUGAUGCCUCGAUCUUUCCAUUUUUGCCGCCAGGGCAUACGCAAGGGGUUGGUGUGCUGAAGAUCAUGGUAGAUGCAUUGGCCGAGAAGCUUGCUGUGGAGAUCUUGAAAAGUAAGGUGAGCGCCGAGAGUAUUUGA